GCAGGCAGAGCGGGGCUGUGCCCGCCGCCGGGGAAGCUGGGUGCGGAGACGGCCGAGAUGGUGGAGGACGGCGGCGAGGAGGAGGCGGAGGGGGAGAGCGGGGAGGUGCCGGCGGCGCCGCUGCAGCAGCAGCGCUGCAAUGGCUUCCUGCCUGGCAAGGAGGCGGCGGGCGGCGGGCAGCGAGCGGCCCCGGCGGCCCCGGAGGCCGAGGAGAUGCUGGCGGCGGGCGGCGAGCGGCGGGAGGCGCGGCUGGAGACGCGGCUGUCGCGGCGGCGGCUGGCGGUGCUGGCCGUGUUUAGUUGCUACUCGCUGGUGAACGCCUUCCAGUGGAUCCAGUACAGCAUCCUCAGCAACGUCUUCGCCGGCUUCUACGGCGUCUCCUUCACGCAGAUCGACUGGCUGUCCAUGGUGUACAUGGUGGCCUACGUGCCGCUGAUCCUGCCGGCCACCUGGCUGCUGGAUGCCCGCGGGCUGCGGCUCACGGCGCUGCUGGGCGCGGGGCUCAACGCGCUGGGCGCCUGGCUCAAGUGCGGCAGCCUGGCCCCGCAGCGCUACCCGCUCACGCUGGCCGCCCAGGCCGUGUGCGCCGUGGCCCAGGUCUUCAUCCUGGGGCUGCCCUCCCGCAUCGCCUCCGUCUGGUUCGGCCCCACCGAGGUCUCCACCGCCUGCGCCGUGGCUGUGCUGGGCAACCAGCUUGGUACUGCAAUUGGCUUCCUGCUGCCACCUGUUCUGGUCCCAAAUACACCAAAUGAUAUUGAUCUUAUGGCACACAACAUCAGCAUCAUGUUCUAUGGAACAGCGAUAGUGUCCACACUUCUGUUCUUCUUAGCAGGAGUUGUGUUUGAAGAAAAGCCCAAAUACCCUCCCAGUCACUCUCAAGCAGUCCUGCAAACCAAACCUCCUGAGGAUUACUCCUACAAGCAGUCCAUUAUUAACUUGUUCAGAAAUAUUCCAUUUAUACUUUUGCUAAUCAGUUAUGGUAUAAUGACUGGGGCAUUUUACUCUGUCUCCACAUUAUUAAACCAGAUGAUAGUAACUCAUUAUGAGGGAGAAGAAGUGAACGCUGGGAGAAUUGGCUUGACACUGGUGGUGGCAGGAAUGGUGGGUUCGAUUAUUUGUGGUUUGUGGCUGGAUUACACUAAAACAUACAAGCAAACUACUUUGAUUGUUUACAUUCUCUCUUUCAUUGGGUUGCUGGUAUUUACCUUCACCCUGGACCUCGGAUACCUUAUAGUGGUGUUCGUGACUGGAGGAGUGCUUGGGUUCUUCAUGACUGGCUAUCUUCCACUUGGAUUUGAAUUUGCUGUGGAAAUUACAUAUCCAGAGUCUGAAGGCACUUCCUCAGGUCUCCUUAAUGCAUCAGCACAGAUAUUCGGAAUUAUCUUUACACUUGUUCAAGGAAAGCUCACAACAGACUACAGUCCUCGUGCAGGAAACAUCUUUCUUUGUGCUUGGAUUUUUGUGGGCAUUAUUUUAACAGCCUUAAUAAAAUCAGAUUUGCGAAGACACAAUGUGAAUUCAGGGAUUAUGAACUUGGACGUUAAAGCUGUACCAGUUGACAGUCCUGUAGAACCUGAAAGCACUACAUUAAAGAUUCAGUCAGCUUUAUGAAGCUGAAGGAAGAUGACUCAGAAAUGCACAAGUUUGGUUAGCUAUGGAAUGAUAUGAGCUAGUGUAAUCACUGGAUUUGUGUGUAUGAGUAGUGACAUGUGUUUGUUGAUAUUGGUGGUAGUUGUGUACUGGAAGCUAUGAAGAUGCUCAGUUCAUUUUGCUCAAGAUGCAAAGAAUUCACCUUUGUAUGGAAUAUUUAUUUUAACAUUUUCAAGUCUUGCAGUUUGAUUAGUAAAGAACUGUGUGAACGCUCUCCACAGGAGGGAGAUGUGCAUUCAGGAUGCAUACUUGAAAAAAAUCAGGAGUCUUGAACUACAGUUGUCAUGAUCAGAAGUAUCUAAUCUUCUUUUCUUGUUCAGUCUUGCUGGUGCAUUUGAAAAGUCAAAGUGUAGGUAAAUGAACAGCAGGAAGAUGUUCACAAGUUCAUUUUUUAUUUUAAAUGUAUCUGUAUUUGAAUAUAAGCCAAUGAUUCCUUAUGGAAAAGUGAUAGCACAAUACUGAGAACAAGAGAUGACGUGUGUGUUUCAUACUGGCAUCUGACAUUUCUUUUGCCUUGAAACUUCUUUAUAGCUAUCAAAAGGCAGAUAAGAGAAAACACUGUUUUUGCUAUAGCUUCAUUGUAGCAUUUCUGGGGAGAUUUAAAAGGUUUCUCACUAGAUAAAUUGGAGAAAAAACAUUUCUUAUUAAAUACAGUAAAAAGGAGGACAAAGGCCUUUGAUAUCUCUGUUAUGAAUAUUUAUAAGCAAUGGAACACUACCACACAAGUUUCCUCCACGGAAUAUUUUGAGUGCUUUCUCAUUUAAAGAGAGACGAGUACAUGUUUACAAGGAGCCAGUGCCUUUACUUUGUAAAGAAGAUCCCUGCCUCAUCUUGAGUUUAAUCAGUGCUGCUGAAGAAAUUCCAUUUUGUGUGUUAAACCUCUGAAUAUUUGUGGAGUAUCAGAAAACGUGUUCUGUCCUUUUUAUGAAUUGUAUCACUUGUCUCAUGUGAAAUUCCUGUGCUUGUGUAACUUAAAUCAUGUCUUUUGCAGUUAGUUAAAAGCUGUAAGGAUGACUGAAAAGAAAAUAGGGAUAUUUUCAUUAUUUCUGAUCAAAUAUUUUCUUUUAUACCAUUUUAGCUGCAAAAUGAGCAGACAUUAUUAACAGUAACUUUUUGUUACUUCAUUUAUCUGUAUUUGGGAUGGGGGUUUUUCAGUGCAGUGCUUUUGAAAAUUUUGUCCUUUACCUUGUGCUCUAUCUACACACCCACAGAACUGAUAGCACUACAGUAAUACUAUUGCUGGGAAACUCAGACCUGGGUCAGUGGACUUUUUGGAAAUAUUUCAUUUCUAGCUCAGCAAAGUAAAGUGAGCCUGCAAGUUCAGUGGCAUCAGUGAUGCUGUGUCUCUGAGUUCCCACAGUUGCAGUGCCAUCCAGAAGGUGCAAUCCUGCUCCAAGUUUUCCAUGGGUUGUUACAGUUGGGGAUGGGGAAUUAUUUAACUCUGUGCUGGGAUAGUUAAUUUUCUUCACAGUGGCUGGCAUGGGGCUGUGUUUUGGGUUUGUGCUGAACACAGGGCUGAUAAUACAGAGAUGUUUCAUCCUUGCUGAGCAGGGCUCACACGGAGCCAAGGCCUUUUCUGCUUUUCAUGUGUCAGAAAAGGUGAGGAAGUUGGGAGUGCCUGGGAGGUUGGGAGGAGACACAGCCAGGACAGGUGACCCCAACUGACCAAAGGGAUACUCCAGACCAUGUGAUAUCAUGUGCAGUGUAUACACUGGGGGCAGAAGGAGGAAGGGAGGGAUGUUUGGGGUCAUGGUGUUUUCUUCCCAAACAGCCAUUGCACUUGAUGGGGAUGGCUGAGCACCUGGGAUCCUCCCUGAGCACCUCCCUCAUGCCUGCCCAUGGGAAGCAGUAAAUUAAUUCCUUGUUUUUCUUUGCUUGUGUGUGUGGCUUCUGCUUUCCCUAUUAAGCUGACUUUAUCUCAUCCCAUGAGUUUUCCAGCUUUUACCCUUCUGAUUCCAUCCUCAAUCCCACGGCUGGGGAAGGGAGUGAGCAAGGGGCUGCCUGGGGCUUGGUGGAUGGCUGGGGCUAAACAACAAACUCCAGGAUAGUCUCUAAGUACAAUAAAUAUAAUUAAAAGCUUUUCUUUUUCUUAUUUCACUGUAGAGUCAGGAAAAUCCUUUUGUAUAAAAAGGGCCCUGAAAGCUUAUCUUUCAAAGCUUAGCCUCUAAAUGUGAUGAUCUUGAUUUAAACAUUUUGUAUAAUAAAUGCUUCAGACAGGGCAAGACCUAUCAGAAUAAGCUAAGCAUGCUUGGAACACUUAGCUUGCCAAAAAGGGUUCAUGUCUCUUUGCCAGGUCCAGUGCUAAAGAGAAAAUGGCCAGGCCUUGCUGCUUCUGGGGAGGUGAACUCUAGAAGAGUCCACUACUGAAGUACCUGAAUAUAGGAAAAGUCACUCUUGGCUAUUCAAAUGGCAGGCAAGGGUAUAGGAGUGAAAGGAGAGAUGCUUUCAUUAUGUCACGAAAGACAUAAAUGAAGUGAAAGUAGAGAUGCUUACAUUAUAGCAUCAAAGAGAUGCUUUCAUUAUUCAUUUACAUUGAAGCUGCCCCACCAAGGGAUGUACAGGUUUUCAGCCUGAGGGAGAAAAGUGAAAGUUUCUGCCUUGUGGCAUAUGUGGGUGGCUUUUCCCUUUGGAAAAUGAUAAUAACGUGUGCCAAAAUAUAUAUAUGCUUUUCAUCAAGAUACAGAAAAUAUUUAUGUUCAUGGCCCAUGCAUGGUUACUUUGACUUUUGGUGUUGCAAAAUCUUAACAAGAUAAUAUUUUUCUAGUUUUGGGGAAUUGUUUUCAAAUGUCCAGUAGAAAGUCUUUGCCAGUAUCCAGGAUGGUUGCUGACCUGUUCAGUAUACACUGUUCAAAAGAAAAGAUUGAGUAUUUUUGUUCCAUUCUUAAAAUUUAUUUUUUCAAUUCCUUUCUUCACUGCUAGUUUCCAGUUUCUUUAGUUAUGUUCAGCUGAUUAUUGAAAAAAUAUUCUAGUUCUGGCUCUUUGUAUUUUUUAUCUUCUGCCAAAUUACUUGGCUACCUUCUGAAAAGGUUGAAAGAAGAUUUUGGCUGGCUGGAAACCCUGCUGGGUCCCUGAAAAGAAAAUAUUCCUAAUAAUGAAGGCUUAAUUGCAUCCUGGAUUUAAUAUUUCCCUUCUAAAAGGAGCUUGAAAGUUGGAAACCUAUGAGCUAUUUUCAGGCAAUGAUAAAGUAUUUAAAUGAAAGGCUCAGCAGCAGGAUAAAGAGCAAAUCAGUAUUUUCUAUGCAAUAAUCUUAUCAUCUGUCAAGAAAUUGAGGUUCUAGAUCAUGGCAGAAAUAAAUUUGGAGUAGUUGAGACUUUGUGGUUUUUGCUUUUAAUUUUAAAUUUUUGGGUUUUAGCAGAAAACAUGCACUCAAUCAAACAUAGAAUCCCAGAAUGUUAAGAGGUUGGUAGAGACCCUAAAGACCAUCUGGUCCCAACACACCUGCCAUGGGCAGGGACACCUCCCACUAGACCAGGCUGCUCAAGGCUCUAUCCAACCUGGCCUUGGACACUGCCAGGGUUGGGGUGCUCACAACCUGCCUGGGCAGCCUGUUCCAGUGCCUUACCAUCCUCACAGUAAAAAAUUUAUUCCUGAUACUUAAAUUAAAUUCCCUCUCUUUCUGUUUGUACCCAUUUAUGCUUGUCCUAUCACUACAAUUCCUGGCAGAGUCCCUCCCACUUCCCUGUAGUCUCUCUUCAGAUACUGGAAGGUUGCUAUGAGUUCUCCAUGCAACCUUCUUAGCCUUGAAAUUCCACAUGCAUUUGGAAUUGCAAAUAGGGGUUCUGACUCUUAGCCUUCAGAUCCUGGCUCAGCCCCCCAGCAAGAGUAGAGCUGGGGGCUAAAAAUCCUAGCUGCUAAAAAAAAGUAUCAUGAAUGGAAUUGCACAUCAGCUAGGAGAGAAUGGUGUAGGAAACCAAGUGAGAACAGGCAUCCCAGUCCUGUGCAUCAGCUUUUGCUUUUCAAUUUGCUUUUUUUCUGAGUGUUUCAGGAGAGCUCUGGAGGAUGCAAGAGAGCACACACAGUGGGGAGCAUAAACAAGGGGACUGUCCCCAAGGUCCCAGGAGCCCAGCAGGUUGUGCAAUUGAUAACUUUCAGCUAAUUCAAUUGAUAACUUUCACAAAGUUUGGAGAUUAGCAUUAAUAUUAGUUCUUACCUUAGUGUUUCUUCCCAGCCACGUUAAACUUUUGGUAAUUUCAGUGGAAGAGACUCAGAGAACAUUGACACAUUUUUAUUUAGGAUUCCUGCCAUGGCCUUAAACCCCUUAUUUUAUUGGCUGGGUGUGAAAAUACCAGACCUGUAGGAUGGACUGUGGAAUUGCUGGUAGGUAAGUCCCUCAGAACAAGUAUUUGUAGAUGGGUGCUUGUCUUUAGUAACAUCUCUUUCUGUGUGUAAAUGCCCAUGGCUUAUGAGGAAGAAAGAACAAGGGAAGAAGUAGCAACAAUACAUAUGAAUCAUUUCAGAUUAAUAGUGAUGCCUUGAGAGGCUACCUAGAACAGAGGCUAGACAGUGUAAAAGGAAUAAAGUAGGUAUUUGUUAAAAAGGGCUUCAAAGGAAACACCUUGGGCAGCACAAGAGCCUGGCCAGGGCUACACCCAAGAUGGGUGACGGGUCACAUGUUUUCACACUUUUAUGUUUUGGUCCAUUUACAUUUUGGGGUUAAUUGUCCAAUUACAGCUUCAGGUUAUGAAGUCCCAUCCUCCCAGAUUGCUCUCCUCAGUUAUCUGUUUUGGGCCCAAAGCUGCAAUGGUGUCCUUGGUUCUCAGUCUGGAAAAGGAUUGUUUUGUCAAACUAAACUGUGAAGAGAAUUUGCUAACACUUCAUAUGAACUUCACAGUUACACACUAAUGCAGUACAGAAUCUGGAAAAUAUGAAAGCUAAAACUUAAGGCAUCAAUAAGGCUUUUCUAACUUCAUUCUCUUGGUUAUCUCUUUUGUUCAAGGCAGUCUGUUGUUUCAGAGGCAAUCAGUGGAGUGUGUAAUUAGAGCUGGCAGCCCAUGUUGCCUAAUGAAAAAAAUGUUUUUUAGAGAAAUAUUUGUACUACCUUGUGCAUCUACCACCAAGUGAAAUUUGGUUAAGCUGUAAAUAUUUGUUUUCCUUUUCCAUUUUGUGAACUCACUAGUUUUUCUGUGUGAAUGGGAGUGUGUGACCUUUACAGUUGCUGUCUUUCAAUACAUGUAUGUACCACCUCCUCAAGUGUUACAGGCUAUUGCUGUUUCAUGGAGCACAAGCUGUCAUUGUACACAAUAAUGAGUGAUUGCCCCAGCCCCACCAUUUGGUCUGAAUUCUGUGAAGAGGGAGAAGUGAUGUUAAUGCAGGAACUAGAAUGAAUUAAGCAAAAAAAUUUCCUAAGAGAAAUGUAUUUCUGUGUAAGACCCAUGUUAUUUAGUGCUCAUGCCUUUGUUCUGCUCAUGAAGAUAACAAAUGUGUUUUACUGUAAUAUUUUGGUUUUGUUAAUGUCCAAUUCUUUAUUUCAAGAGAAAAUGCAAAGUUCUUAAUGAAUAUUCUCUGAUUGCCAUACUGUAUGUAUGUGUAUAUGUGGAUGCCAUCAUUCCUUACCAUUCUAUGUUACUAAUAAAGUGUAGGAUGCCUAAA
This is a messenger RNA of Camarhynchus parvulus, 7239 nucleotides long. It is a transcript of the gene FLVCR1, whose product is annotated as feline leukemia virus subgroup C cellular receptor 1. NCBI's taxonomy places the organism in Eukaryota, Metazoa, Chordata, Aves, Passeriformes, Thraupidae. Gene Ontology annotation, cellular component: membrane; mitochondrion. The record is from RefSeq and is a predicted model, not a curated record. Gene Ontology annotation, molecular function: heme transmembrane transporter activity; heme binding. Gene Ontology annotation, biological process: mitochondrial transport; erythrocyte differentiation; transmembrane transport. The transcript is spliced from 10 exons. The coding region runs from base 58 to 1611 and encodes 517 amino acids.